Messenger RNA from Sinocyclocheilus grahami, 2239 nucleotides. It is a transcript of the gene uroc1, whose product is annotated as urocanate hydratase 1. The coding region runs from base 121 to 2148 and encodes 675 amino acids. Gene Ontology annotation, biological process: L-histidine catabolic process. The record is from RefSeq and is a predicted model, not a curated record. Lineage: Eukaryota; Metazoa; Chordata; Actinopteri; Cypriniformes; Cyprinidae. Gene Ontology annotation, molecular function: urocanate hydratase activity. The transcript has 20 exons.
CCAAGUAAACUGACCAAUGCAGUGAUAGGGAGGAGGUUAGAAGGUCAGCGGGGCAGUGUUCAUAUAAACCUCUGUAAUUCUUCCUGUGAACUACAGACGAAUCUUGAGAGAACUUGAGUGAUGUCCAGCCUAAAGGAGAUCUGUGCCGGAUUACCCCUUGAUCCUCUUCCUCCAAACCGUGGCAGAGACCCCAGCAUACCUCAUGCACUUGUCCGUACUCCAAACUUCACCCCAGCAGAAGAACGGCUGGCUUUGAGGAACGCUUUGAGAUACUUUCCUCCAAAUCUGCAUGCGACUCUGGCUACAGAGUUUGCGCAGGAGCUCAGACAAUAUGGACACAUUUACAUGUACCGCUUCUGUCCUACACUACGUAUGAGAGCCUAUCCUAUUGAUCAGUACCCAUGCAGAACAAGACAAGCUGCUUCCAUCAUGCUUAUGAUAAUGAACAACCUGGAUCCUGCUGUAGCACAGUUCCCACAAGAGCUUGUCACAUAUGGAGGAAACGGACAGGUGUUCAGCAACUGGGCGCAGUUCUGGUUGGUAUUUCACUAUCUGAGCACCAUGACUGAAGAGCAGACCCUUGUGAUGUACAGUGGUCAUCCACUGGGUCUUUUUCCCAGCCUCCCUUCUUCUCCACGCUGUGUAAUCACAAACGGCAUGGUCAUUCCAAACUAUUCUUCCAGAGAGGAAUAUGAGAAGAUGUUUGCUAUGGGCAUUACAAUGUAUGGGCAGAUGACUGCUGGAAGUUACUGUUACAUUGGCCCACAGGGCAUCGUCCACGGCACCAUGUUGACAGUGCUCAAUGCAGGUCGGAGAUACUUGGGCUCAGGUGACCUGAGGGGUCGUGUGUUUGUGACAUCUGGUCUGGGAGGCAUGAGCGGAGCACAAGCAAAGGCAGCGGUCAUUGCUGGCUGUGUUGGGGUCAUUGCAGAGGUUGAUGAAGCUCCACUAAAGAAAAGGCAUGAGCAGGGCUGGCUGAUGGAGAUCACUAGUGACUUGAGCCACUGCAUCCAACGCAUCAGGGAGGCCAGAAGGGCAAAGAUGGCCUUGAGUUUAGGCUACCAUGGCAACAUUGUGGAUCUCUGGGAGUGCCUCUACCAGGAGUAUAAGAAGACAGGAGAGUUGUUGGUUGAUUUGGGUUCUGAUCAGACAUCACUUCAUAAUCCAUUCAGUGGAGGAUAUUACCCAGUGCAACUCGCCUUCAGACAAGCCAAUCAGCUCAUGAACACCGAACCUGAGCGCUUCAAAACCCUUGUACAUGAAAGUCUUCGCAGGCAGGUGGCUGCCAUCAAUAAAUUGUCAGAUGCAGGGAUGUUCUUCUGGGACUACGGAAAUGCUUUUCUAUUAGAGGCCCAGAGAGCAGGUGCGCUGGUAGAGAAGAAAGGGGGAGGGGCUACUGAGUUUAAAUAUCCCUCAUAUGUCCAACACAUAAUGGGAGAUAUUUUCUCACUGGGUUUUGGGCCAUUUCGUUGGGUCUGUACCUCUGGUGACCCUGCUGACCUGGCUGAGACCGACGCAAUCGCCACUGCUGUACUAGAAGAGAUAAGUUCCACAGUAACCGAACGUGUCCGACAGCAGUACAGUGACAACAUCCGCUGGAUCUGUGAAGCUGGGAAACACAAGAUGGUUGUGGGUUCGCAGGCCCGUAUUCUCUAUUCGGACCAGCGAGGAAGAGUAUCCAUCGCCUUGGCCAUAAACCAAGCCAUUGCUAAGGGCAGAGUCUCGGCUCCAGUAGUCAUCAGUAGAGACCACCAUGAUGUCAGCGGGACAGACAGCCCCUUCAGGGAGACCUCCAAUGUUUAUGAUGGCUCUGCCUUCUGUGCAGACAUGGCAGUGCAGAACUUUGUUGGUGAUGCAUUCCGUGGUGCCACAUGGGUUGCUUUGCACAAUGGAGGAGGAGUUGGAUGGGGGGAAGUGAUGAAUGGUGGUUUUGGAUUGGUUCUGGAUGGAUCUGAAGACGCAGGGCAAAGAGCUAAUCUAAUGUUGAACUGGGAUGUCUCUAAUGGGGUGGCACGGAGAUGCUGGUCUGGCAAUGCUAAUGCUUAUGAGACAAUUCAACGUACCAUGGAGGACCAGCGUCAGCUGAGAGUCACAAUGCCCAACCCAGUACCGGAAGAUCAAAUUCUGGACCGUGCACUGCAGGGAUAGACUAAAUGCUGAAUACCAAAAAUAUGAUAUUAUUCAUUAAAAUGCAACAGAAUGAGUGUCUAUGAACACACUUUCACAUACCAGGAAAAAA